CAAGUCCAUCCAGACAUCAACACAGAGUCUGUCUCUCAACCCGGAUAGUUUCAGCUCGCGGACGACGGCCAAUGCAGCCACUUCUGACGCUUGCAAGGAUGUACUUGACCCCGCCCUUGAAAGAUACCGCGCUCUCCUGUUCUGGAUUCCUGCGGACGCCAGAGUGAGUGUGAGCGGAGACAGCGUGGUAGGCAGUCUGCGUGUGUCCAUUACGGGCACAUGCACCAAGUACCCAAGCCUCGAUUCGGACGAGUCUUACAGCCUUGAAGUUCCCUCCAGUGGAGAAGCGACGCUUUCUGCCCAAACCGCAUGGGGCGCUCUCAGAGGUCUAGAGACCUUCAGCCAGCUGGUUUAUGAAGUUGAUGGAAAGCACAAGCUGAAUGUGACAACUAUCAACGAUGAGCCGAGAUUCCCACACCGGGGCGUCAUGUUGGACACGGCUAGACACUUCCUACCUGUGCCCUAUAUCAAGCAGAAUCUGGACGCCAUGUCUUAUAACAAGAUCAACGUGUUCCAUUGGCACAUUGUGGACGAUCAGUCGUUCCCCUUUCAAAGUAGAACCUAUCCAGACCUCAGUGGAAAGGUACAAAACACUCCCAUUACUUUGUCCACUAGCAAUGAAAUACUAUGUUUGUCUUUUCAAGAGCUUUGGCAUACUUAUUACCACUCGAUUUUGGUAAAUUCUGACGGAGCAACGCUUCUGGCACAAACCGCAUGGGGCGCUCUUAGGGGGCUGGAAACAUUCAGCCAACUGAUAUACGGAGAGAACGGCAAGCAUGUGAUCAACGGGACGAGCAUCAGUGAUUCUCCCAGGUUUCCACACAGAGGCAUCAUGAUAGACACCGCCAGGCACUACCUCCCUCUGCCUUUCAUUCUGCGCCACCUGGACGCCAUGGCUUACAACAAGAUGAAUGUGCUCCACUGGCACAUCGUGGACGAUCAGGCCUUUCCCUUCCAAAGUACCACAUUUCCAGAUCUCAGCGGAAAGGGUGCAUACACUAGGAAGCACGUUUACACACCAGAUGACGUCAGCCAAGUCCUUGAGUUUGCGCGCCUGCGCGGAAUCAGGGUCAUCCCAGAAUUUGAUACCCCUGGUCACAUGAUGUCUUGGGGUCAAGGUCAUCCGGAAAUUCUGACCAGGUGCUACCCUACGAGUUUCCAACCAGACAUCUAUCAUCUUGGCCCAGCCAACCCAGCCCGGGAAACUACCUACACCUUCAUGAGGAAGCUGUUCGAGGAGAUCCGACAGCUUUUCGCGGACGAAUAUUUCCAUGUGGGCGGUGAUGAGGUCCGCUUCCAAUGCUGGAACAGUAAUGAAGAAGUACACCAAUUCAUGGUACAGCAGGGGUUUCCCAAUAGUACGCAAGGGUUUGCUGAUCUCCAAGGGUACUACAUACGUAGGAUACUUGAAAUCCUUCAUCAGGUUCCUGAGACGACCAGAGGGAUUGUCUGGCAGGAGAUCUUUGACAACUUCGAGAUCACUGGAGACCUCACGGGUUUGAAUCUGGACACGAUCAUCCAUGUGUGGGAGUGGAACGACACAAGGUACCAAGGGGAACCAUUCCGUGAGGAGAUGGCCAAGGUUACCGCAGCCGGGUACAAAGCCAUUCUGUCAUCCUGCUAUUACCUCAACGACAUCAGCUACGGGCGGGACUGGCCGCAGUACUAUGAAUGUGACCCACACGACUUUCAAGGGACGGAGGCACAGAAGCAACUGGUCAUGGGUGGAGAAGCUUGCCUAUGGGCUGAAUGGGUAGAUUCUACAAAUUUUAUUCCUCGGAUGUGGCCCCGUGCUAGUGCUGUAGCAGAGCGGCUGUGGAGCCCACAGGACGUGGCAGACAGUGAAGCAGCGUCACCUAGGAUGGAGGAGCAGAGGUGCAGGAUGGUCAGGCGAGGCAUCCCUGCCCAACCCCAGGGCCCCAGCUACUGUGAGUACGAGUGGAACAUCCUCAGCCAGCUUCCCAACUACCGUCCGGUCAUCACCUCAUCCGGGCUGCGUGUGACGGAAGGACUGUUUCAUAUCAUGUUCCUCGACGUCUUGGUCCUGGCAGUGGUCAAGUGUUUGGCCUAGACAUGUUUUGAGCGUAGCCAUCAUUUCGUUAUUACGAACUGGAUUGGUAUAAUAAAGUGCAUAGCCAAUUAGAUACUUUGCCUCACAAUUUAUGGGCUGAUGGAAUCAAACGAAAUCCCAAUCUCUGUGUGCAGUAGUAUGGUGCUUGUAAUGCAAAGUACUUGUUGUCGCGUGCUCAUGAUUUCAGAAAUCUCCACGAUCUCUCUCAGUCAGUAGAAUGCUAACCUUGCUGUUGAUUUUCAGUCCAUAAUGGUUUGUUCAUGAAUAUCAACCCAAUUCAAUAGCUGACUAGAAUUUAAGUUGAACUUUCAACGGAGGCAAAUCAUAUAUGUGAGCCAAAAGUCAAGACGACAGGCCUGACGUGUGCACAGACACGAUUUUGAAAUAAAGGUCACUAGGGGUUGC
Messenger RNA from Branchiostoma floridae (Florida lancelet), 2476 nucleotides. Its product is annotated as beta-hexosaminidase subunit beta-like. The record is from RefSeq and is a predicted model, not a curated record. Gene Ontology annotation, cellular component: membrane. Lineage: Eukaryota; Metazoa; Chordata; Leptocardii; Amphioxiformes; Branchiostomatidae. Gene Ontology annotation, molecular function: beta-N-acetylhexosaminidase activity. Gene Ontology annotation, biological process: carbohydrate metabolic process; glycosaminoglycan metabolic process; ganglioside catabolic process.